Halichondria panicea is the source of this 710-nucleotide messenger RNA. RefSeq names its product transmembrane protein 208-like. NCBI's taxonomy places the organism in Eukaryota, Metazoa, Porifera, Demospongiae, Suberitida, Halichondriidae. The transcript is spliced from 6 exons. The record is from RefSeq and is a predicted model, not a curated record. The coding region runs from base 54 to 575 and encodes 173 amino acids. Gene Ontology annotation, cellular component: intracellular membrane-bounded organelle. Gene Ontology annotation, biological process: vacuolar protein processing.
CCCAUCUUUGUCUGCUGUGUUUUGUUUGGAAAAACCACGUGGCAGCCGAAGAAAUGCCGAAGGAGAAUACAAAGGGAAAGAAAGAGAUCCACAAGGAUAAUCUUGAAACACUUGCUUUCUACCGAAACUUUGCUUUGAUUGGAACCGUGAUCCAAGUCGUUCAUCUGUGUCUCUUCUAUUUCCUCUCAUCGUCAUUCUCAACCUGGAACUAUGUAUUCCUAUUAUUCAGCCUGGCAGUGCAUGGAGCUGCUUAUAAAGGUCUAGAGAAGCUGGCCCAACCAUUCCUCGGGCCCAAUGGAGAGCUACUAGAGUGUGGGACUGACCUCAGCAAGUCUUACUUCUCAGAAUAUGCCAUUGAUGUGAUCAUUCUAACUACUGGUCUACAGGGACUCUCAGCUCUUAGCAACUACUUCUGGCUACUGUGGGCAGCAGCCCCUGCAUAUGUGGUGUAUAAGGUAUGGGUGACCUUCCUCUGGCCGUGGUUCACCUCAGGGCCUAGUGGAGAGGAGGAGUCAGGUAGUGGAGGAAAGAAAGAAGGAAAGAAGCCGAGACACAAGUACAGACAAGCUCGAUAACUAUAGAAACUCUUUAUAUUGAAUUUUAUUCCAGUUUUGUUUUGUGAAAAGCAAAUAUAUUUGUAUAAUUAAUGAAUUGUGAUACAUGUGUAUAAUUAUUAUUGUAAUUUUGCAAAAAUAAAAUCAAUGCUGAUG